AACCAUUAAUUUUUUUUUUCCUUUUUAAAUAAGAAAUAUAUCUCAGAAAACAAAAACAAUAGCUUAUACGGUGCCCGGAUCGAACCAUAGACCGAUUGGAAACCCAUUUUUGAGAGGAGCAGAACCAAGUUCAGAAUGGGAGAGACAGGCCAUUGGCUUCAGCAAGGAUGAGGAAAAUAACAACGAGCGUAAAACCUGUUCCGGAAUUCAAAAAUUUGUUUCAUUAAUUUCCAUAGAAACCCAAAAAGCAAGACUUUUGCUCAAGCAAUUUUACCCAAGAUUUUUCUUUUUCUCUUGAAAUUUUACCCCGAAUCCAAGUAUGCACUGCAAGAUGUGCACUUUGUUCGAUUCCAUGGCGGUCCUGAUGUUGUUUUUGGUUCUGGGUUCGAGUAAUUUUGGCAAUUGCAUGGCAUCCAGUUCCCUUUUGUCUUCUUCUGAGUCAACUAUGCACACUAACAAUUGGGCUGUUUUGGUUUGCACAUCUCGCUUCUGGUUUAAUUAUCGACAUAUGGCCAACACUUUAUCCUUGUAUAGGACAGUCAAGCGACUAGGAAUACCUGAUGAGAGGAUAAUACUAAUGCUGGCAGAUGAUAUGGCCUGCAAUGCUAGAAACAAGUACCCUGCCCAAGUUUUCAACAAUGAAAACCACAAACUCAACUUGUAUGGUGAUAAUGUUGAGGUCGAUUAUCGAGGUUACGAGGUGACAGUUGAAAACUUUUUACGUGUCUUGACUGGGCGUCAUGAAACUGCUGUUCCAAGAUCAAAGCGUCUCCUAAGUGAUGAAGGAAGCCACAUUCUUUUGUAUAUGACAGGCCAUGGGGGAGAUGAAUUUUUGAAGUUUCAAGACUCAGAAGAGCUCCAGAGUCAUGACUUAGCUGAUGCUGUGAAACAAAUGAAAGAAAAGCAUAGAUUCAAGGAGCUGCUGAUAAUGGUGGACACUUGCCAAGCUUCCACUCUAUUCUCUCAGCUUCAAUCACCUGGAGUCUUGGCUAUUGGAAGUAGCAUGAAAGGAGAAAACUCAUAUUCUCAUCACCUAGACUCUGAUGUUGGUGUUUCUGUUGUUGAUCGUUUUACAUUCUACACCCUUGCCUUCUUUGAGCGGCUAAAUAUGUAUGAUAAUGCCUCAUUAAGCAGCCUUUUCAACUCAUAUGACCCAAGCAUGUUGAUGUCAACUGCACAUUAUCGAACAGAUCUAUAUCAGCGACGUCUGGAUGAGGUACCUGUGACAAACUUUUUUGGUUCGGUCAUGGAAACCAUACAUACUGAUUCAGCUUACAGAGCUCUGCCUAGAAGAAGCUCUGCUGGUGUUGAAGUAAAGAUGCCUUCAGAACAAUCAGCCCACAAUAAUGAAAGAGAGAUGCUGAUAGAUUCAAAUAUUGCAAAUCAAUCUAGCGGCUUCAAGACUGAGGAUCAAAAGGGUGUUCUUACACGUCUAUGGGAUACUUUUGGUGACAGAAUUGAAAAAAUUGAAGAUGUUGAUUCCUUUGUGAGCUAUGGCUUGUUUAUGAUGCCUCCAAUAUUGCUGCUAUUCUCGUGGCUAUCAUGGUGAAGGUUUUGGACGUGGUCUUUAGAGUAAAUCCAUUUCUAUCAUGGCAGUUAUGUCUUUUCUGACCAUAAAGUUGAUCCCUGAGAAUACAGAAUUACAACAUAAAUGGAAGCUUCAGCGCUCGGAGUAUUACCAUGGCUCCUAUGUGACAAGAGAUAGAGUGAGGAAGAGAGAGGGAGCUAUUUGUUGCAUUUUCAACUUCUUCACUAUAUCAUGUUUCAAAUCCAAGCUUUGUUCUCAGCCAAUCACACAUGGACUUUGUGGGGAACCAAGUUUUUCAGUGAUUUCUCGAUUCAUCCAUGUUUAAAAAAUUGAAUUGGUCGAUGGAAGGCAAUGAUUUCGUACUUUAAAAAUCGUUUAUUUGACAUUCAAAGAUGAAAUCGGGGGUAUAUGUGAUAUAACAUGUUAGUAAGUGAUCAUAGUAUAACAGUUUCACGUUUUGCACUAACAAAGAGAACCAUUUAACAAGUUUAUAAUCAAA
Molecule: messenger RNA, 2027 nt
Organism: Ziziphus jujuba (common jujube)
Lineage: Eukaryota; Viridiplantae; Streptophyta; Magnoliopsida; Rosales; Rhamnaceae
Exons: 10
Coding region: 320-1549 (409 amino acids)
Biological process (GO): proteolysis; attachment of GPI anchor to protein; protein localization to cell surface
Cellular component (GO): GPI-anchor transamidase complex
Molecular function (GO): GPI-anchor transamidase activity
Source: RefSeq, a predicted model, not a curated record